CCAGAAUGAAGUGAAUUAUUUACAAUCAUUUAAUUUGAAUUUUUCUUUGUGUUCGUGACUUUAUUUUAUCUUUUAAUUGUUUCGAUUUGAUUACAAUUUGAUAAUCAUUAAUUAUGGAGGUUAAAGAGUCGGACCAGCGAGCGGAUAAUGGAUCACUUUAUAUCGCUGGUCGAUACAAUAAAUUCAGUCGGAAUCUUUGUCAAACCCCUUGGAUACUUGAUGGUGUCCGGCGGAUGGAAACUUCAGUUCAAGAGUUAAUUGUUGAUCAAGUUGAGAAACGAAUUAAAUUUGAAAAAGCCAGAUUCAGUUCCAGUGGCCGUGAAGAUGUUGAUGUAAGGAUGCUUGGUGAUGGAAGGCCAUUUGUUAUUGAACUAAUUAAACCUCAAGUAAUUACCAUUAGUGAUCAACUGUUAGAUGAGAUUGAGAAAUCAAUUAAUUCAAAUUGUUCAGAUGUACAAGUGAGAUAUCUUCAAUUAAUGGAUAAGAAUGAGGUAAAGGUACAAUUGAGAGCCGGUGAAACGGAUAAGAUGAAAGUUUAUCGGGCUUUGUGUUGCAUUGACAGGCCUUUUACCGACCAAGAUAUCGAUAAAUUGAAAGCAAUUAAGGAUUUAAUCAUCAACCAGAAAACACCAAUCAGAGUAUUACACAGGAGAUCACUUUUGGAUAGAACUCGAACAAUUCAUCAUAUUUUGGGCGAGAAAACUCAAGACGAACAUAAGUUCAUCAUCGAAUUAAAAACGGAGGCUGGAACUUACAUAAAGGAAUUUGUUCAUGGAGAUUUUGGCCGAACGAGCCCAAAUUUAGCUCAAAUUUUAGAAAAUUGUAGAACAGAUAUUCUAGAAUUAGAUGUUACGGAAAUAACAAUUAACUGGCCUGGACCUAAAAGCGAUCGAGCGGAGAUUCCAAUUACAAGUCAAGAGAAAUGUGAACCAAAGGCCACUGAGAGUGAGACACUUGGCGACCAUGAAGUUUGUAGUAAAAAGAUUAAAUUAAAUCAAGAUGAUUAACAAUCAUGGUACAAACACUCAGAUCAAAUGACCAAACACCAAUAAGGAUAAAAGAUCAACACAAAGAGGAAUAACUUUUGGUGGGAAAAGAGAAUUGAAAACAAUUCAAUAAAAAACAAACUCUCAUCAUAUUAAAAUGAUGAAAGAGUAAAGCUAA
Messenger RNA from Panonychus citri (citrus red mite), 1164 nucleotides. RefSeq names its product tRNA pseudouridine synthase Pus10-like (gene Pus10). Gene Ontology annotation, molecular function: pseudouridine synthase activity; RNA binding. The record is from RefSeq and is a predicted model, not a curated record. NCBI's taxonomy places the organism in Eukaryota, Metazoa, Arthropoda, Arachnida, Trombidiformes, Tetranychidae. The transcript has 4 exons. Bases 114 to 1007 code for a protein of 297 amino acids. Gene Ontology annotation, biological process: tRNA pseudouridine synthesis.